Molecule: messenger RNA, 2792 nt
Organism: Dalotia coriaria
Lineage: Eukaryota; Metazoa; Arthropoda; Insecta; Coleoptera; Staphylinidae
Exons: 3
Coding region: 342-2597 (751 amino acids)
Molecular function (GO): protein binding
Source: RefSeq, a predicted model, not a curated record
GGCGCGGUUAUUACGGUAUCACGAGCCGCGUGUGCGCCUGGCCCAGCCGCCAGCCGCCAAACCGCCCCCUCUCUCUUUACUCUCGCGUACGCGUUUCCGGCUGUGGAAAGUACGAAAGUAGUGCGCCGCCGACGCGCUGGCAAAUUGCUGAGCUGAAACCGAAACCGCGUUCUGCAUUCAACUUUUAAUUAAUAGUGUUGAAAAGCACGUCGGCGCUAUUUUGCGAUACAGCUGGAUUAUUCUGGACGAGAAAUUUGUGGGUGACCAGAGGAAAUUCUACAUUGUUUCCGAGGAUUGUUCCGAACGGACGCCUGGUGAAAUGCUGCAAUGGUGAUACGUAGAUGAAGAAUAUGAAGUGGUUGGUGAAGUUGACAGCGAUACUUUUCGCGGUGACGCUUUUGGCGAACGAAUGUUGUUCAUGUCCAACUGCGUGCGUAUGCAAAUGGAAGAACGGCAAGCAAACGGUAGAGUGCGGCGACAAGGGCUUGCUGAUCAUCCCCGAGGGUAUGGAUACGGGCACUCAAGUGCUCGAGUUCAACGGCAACAAUCUCCGCACACUGCACAGAGAGAAAUUUCUCAAGAUGGACCUGAUCAAUCUCCAACGAAUCUAUCUAGCAAGAUGUCACAUCCUCGUAAUCGAGCCGGGAACAUUCAAGGGUCUAACCAAUCUUGUAGAGUUGGACCUGACUGGUAACGCAAUGGAAGUUGUUCCUACAGCUGCGUUCCUGGACUGUCCAUCGUUGAUGAAGCUCACACUUAGCGCCAACCCAAUCAAGAUCAUUCACAGAGAAGCUUUUGGUCAUUUGUACUUCUUGCAUACUCUGGAGUUAAGUGGAUGUCAGUUGGAGAAAGUCGAAAGUGGAGCUUUUGAUGGGUUGCAAAGUUUAGAGAGAUUGAGGUUGGAUAGUAACCAAUUGACUACCAUUGAUGGUGCUAGCACACUAUCCAAGCAUCUUCAAGAGGUAGAUCUACAGGGUAAUCAAUGGCAGUGUGAUUGUAGAAUGGUUGAGAUGAGAAGUUGGUUAGAAGGUUAUGAGUUGCCAACGAGUGUGGCGCCAAUGUGCGCUGGCCCGCCGCGUCUUGCAAAGCGUCCCGUCAAAUCGAUACCGCGCGCCGAAUUGGCCUGCCUUCCGGACGUCACCCCCACGACGUUCUAUCUGGAGAUCGCCGAGGGCAAAAACAUAUCGCUCCGAUGCCAGAUCAGCGCAGUGCCCGAGGCACACGUCUCAUGGUGGUUCCAGGGCCAGUUGCUUCAGAACGACACCAUGCUCACGCCAGACACCAGACUCAUAUAUUAUGUAGAAGAAGGCGGCGAGGACAAAAGGAGUGAGCUGUUCAUAUACAACACCAAUCCGGAGGACAACGGCACGUUUAUCUGCGUUGCUGAGAAUACGGCCGGCGCGGUGCAAUCCAAUUUUACCAUCCGCAUCAUACUAAAAGAUGUACCGGGCCAUGAGCUAGCACAGCUUCCCUUUGAAUUUGUGCUGAUCAUUGUCUCCGCUACAGGGGUCUCUCUGCUUGUGAUCUGCUUCGCAUUAAUCCUAUCGAUAAUAAAAUGUCAUAGCGAGAACCGCCGCCGGAAAAAGGAGCACGCCAGUCAGAACCUUGUGCUCAGUCAUUCAACCAAAGACAGUUUAUUGCAGGAGAGUGUGGAGGAGUUUUCUGAACUGUCAAAGGAGAGUAGUGAUCCAAGUUUAGUGCAAGGCCAACAAAUGAUGAUGUAUAGCAGUGCACAAACCAGUGAGGAGUUGCUACGUUCAAUGUCACCGAUUCUAGCCGCUAAUCAGCUACGCAGUCCAGCAUCUUGCUAUCAACCAGAGCAGAAUCCUGAUCUCAUUAGCGACGCCGAAGCACUGGGUGUAGGCAUCGGCAAGCGGCAUGAUGGCGACGGUGAAGAUAAACAUGAAGCCGGCGGCGAAAAUUUCGAAUUGUCAUCAUCGAAUCUCCACCAACAGCAGGCGUGCUAUCUGCAACCCGUCCUCCUGCCGCCAGUCGUUGGCGUGGUGGAAGAGGAACAGCGAUCUAAUCGUGAUUUAUACAGGCUGUCAGCCGACGUGCAUCUUAAUCCCGUCGGAUUGCUGAACGCCGCCAACUUUGCUAAUGGCAGCUGCUACCGCACACUGCCGUACAAUCGAGGCGUCAAGCGGCAGGCGUCGCUGCAGGAGACGCACAGGUAUCAUCGCGACGCCGAGUUCGCGUCGCCGCACGCGCCGCGCUUGUCCUUCGAGCAUUUCCAUCCGGCGAACGUGCGCUACACAGCCGACGGAUAUCCUGCGCGCGGCGGCGGCUGCUGCGACGCUGAACAAGAGACGCAAUUCUCGGACACCGAGUCGUUACGUUCGUGUUGUUCUGCACCGGCGGUUCCAUGGCUGCCGCAUGCUGUCGCCACUCCACUCGUGUCAAUCUUAAAACAUCCCAUCACAGAGGAGAGAAAUAUGCAGCUGAAAAAAUGUGUGGUUGGCACACAAACACAAACAGAUAUUACUGCGCUUAAUACAAAACCGGUGAAUAGAACAGUAGCGAUGAAAAUUGCUGAGACACUCACUGAAAGCCCCGACGAAGGGUACGAAGGAGAAGAAAACCAAACAAAAAUCUAAAUCAUGUAAAAAUGUAUGUAAAUACUACCGACUAAAAGAAUGUGUACUCCUAGUGACAAAUAAUUGUAACUGAGACAUACCAUAGCUUUAAACAUACACACUUAUUUAAUGUAUACAAGCAAAACACAUAAAUUAUCCUUUUGUUAAUUUUGUAAAUAAAAUUACAUGACAAAUAUACAAUAUAAAUAUAAACGA